This is a messenger RNA of Bactrocera oleae (olive fruit fly), 3642 nucleotides long. RefSeq names its product engrailed (gene en). The record is from RefSeq and is a predicted model, not a curated record. Gene Ontology annotation, molecular function: DNA-binding transcription factor activity, RNA polymerase II-specific; RNA polymerase II cis-regulatory region sequence-specific DNA binding. NCBI's taxonomy places the organism in Eukaryota, Metazoa, Arthropoda, Insecta, Diptera, Tephritidae. Gene Ontology annotation, biological process: neuron differentiation; multicellular organism development; regulation of transcription by RNA polymerase II. Gene Ontology annotation, cellular component: nucleus.
CUCAUCAGCAUAUCAGUCGUUGCGGAAGCUUACGCCAGAGCAGUUCUAACAAAUCUGUCCAAAAGUAAAGUAAUCGAUCAACAGUGCGGUCAACAGUGAGACAUAAAAACUGUAACAGAAUUCAAAAAAAAAAAAGAAUCACAAACAACAAUUUGCGUUUCGAAGCCAAUCAGUCGCUCGGCAUAUCUGUCAAAUUGUCCGCCUUCGUAGCGUAAGCAAACACACACAUAGCGCUGUAAGCGUACGCGCUAGUACAACAACCAACCACCACCACAACUCAGCCUCCAAUUGUGCCGUGGCAACAACAAGCAGCAGCGCACAUAGGCGUGCUCACUCGCUCCCACAGCAUUGAGGGCUGGUAUAUGGCUGGCUGUGCGUGCGUGCGCGCUCGCUGUGUGUGAGAGAGAGUGUAGAAGCUGCUCGUUGGCAGCUAGUUUGACAGCCUUAACAGUUCAAUCUGCCGUGUGACUGCCUAUGACUGUCGCUCAACGUUGCUGAAGUCGUCAUCGUCGUUUGCUGGAGUUGUCGCUUCGCUGGGACGAUAAGCAACUGUGAUUAGUUAAUUUACUCGUUGCGUUCGCCGUGAACAGACGUGUGCGUCGCAGUCGUGUGUAACAGUAGUCGAAAGCAAGCAAGUAGACAAGCAAAGAAGAAGUAGAAAAACGAAAUAAACGUGUUUACCUCGUCGACCAAGAAACAAGUGGAAGCAAAGUGGACCGAGCAGUGCAAGCGUGAACGCCUACGGUUUACCGUUAACAAAAUAUAACACGAAUAUUUCAAGUGACAAGUGUUUGAAUACUAAAGAUACAUUACCAAACAUUUUUAAAAAUAAAAAAUAAAUUCUGAAAUAUUUUAUUCAAAAAUUCGACAAACACACCAAUGCAAGUGUGACAUUUUCUGCAACUUUCCAAUUGUGCAAAAUAAAACAAAAUAUUAUUAAACUCCGCGUUUUCCACAACGUCGCUGAAUCAAAACCAAAAUUGCCACGCCGCUACCAAUGGCCCUAGAGGAUCGCUGCAGUCCGCAAUCUGCUCCAAGUCCACCUGGCCUACCGCAAUCACCGCACCAGCCUCAACGCCUCAGCCAACAACAACAGCAAAUACAACAACUGCAAUAUAGCCCAACUGCCGGCAGCACCGUUUUGGACAUGAGUCUGCAUACACAUCCGCCGCCACCACCACCACCACAUGUGGCCACGGCUACUCCAACGCCCACAAUGUUGCCACAUCCUGUAAGCGCGGCCAGCAAUGCCGCCGCUGCUGCUACGCUCUAUCACCAGCACCAGCAAUUGCAGCAUUUGCAUCAUCUACAACAAUUACAACAACUACAUCAGCAGCAAUUGGUGAAUGCCGCCGCUUUCCAUCAUCAUCCCGGUUUCGAUGCGGCUGCCGCGACCGCUUUAGCGGCGGCCAAUCACGCUGCCACAUUGCAUCAGCGUUUGGCGGCCUCACCAGGCGCGACCUCCACACCGUCAUCCACACCCGCUUCGACUAUGACGAUCAAGGAGGAGGAGAAUGACUCGAUUAUGGGUGAUAGUUUUCAUGGUGAUGCGCUUGCUGGUAGCACGCAAAUGCGUGGUAACACAACGGAGGAUGACGAUGCGGAGGAUGAGGCGGAAGAUGAAGAGGACGAUAUCGAUGUGGAUGAUGUGGAUGAUGCAACACCGAAUGGGGCUACACAACGUACACCGCCACCCGCACAUCAACAAUCCGCCAAACCAACACUCGCCUUCUCGAUCUCCAAUAUACUUAGCGAUCGUUUUGGUGGCAAUGAAGCGGGCAGUCGCAACGCCAAUGAGUCGCUUGGCGCCAGCGCCGCAUCAAAACAAGCGCAUUUGCAUACGAAUAGCAUUUUCCGACCUUUCGAUGCCGCACGCUCCGCCACACCAUCUGCCUUUACACGCGUCGAUCUGCUCGAGUUCAGUCGACAGCAACAAGCGGCGGCCGCCGCCGCCACUGCGGCUAUGAUGCUGGAACGCGCCAAUUUCUUGAAUUGUUUCAAUCCAGCCGCCUAUCCACGCAUCCAUGAGGAGAUAGUCAACAGUCGCAUGCGACGCAGUGGUGUCCUGCCACCAAACGCUAUGAAAAAUGGUGAGUCUGGUGCAAACGCUAUUUCAACUACUGCCGUCGGCGGUAUGGGCGCUAUGGAAAAGUCCGCUUUAGGCUCACUUUGCAAGGCAGUCUCACAGAUUGGUCAAACUGUCUCCGCGCCAGCCUGUUCAAGCGCCUCCUCUGCGGCCAGCGCAUCGAGCAUAGCCAGCCCGCCACCCGCUUCCAAUGCAUCAAGCGCGUCCUCGUCCACAUCGGCGGGCAGCUCACUCAAUUCAUCGCCCAGCAGCCGCAACUUGCCCAGCAAAAGCAGUAGCCCGCAGCCUAUACCGCCGCCAUCGGCUGUGAGUCGGGACUCUGGCAUGGAAUCGUCCGAUGACACACGCUCCGAAGCCGGCUCCACGACCACGGAUGGUGGCAAGAAUGAAGUGUGGCCGGCGUGGGUGUAUUGUACGCGCUACAGCGAUCGACCAAGUUCUGGUCCACGCUAUCGUCGCCCCAAGCAGCCGAAGGACAAAACUACUGACGAGAAGCGACCGCGCACCGCCUUCUCCAGCGAACAGUUGGCACGUUUGAAGCGCGAAUUCAAUGAAAAUCGUUACCUCACCGAGCGUCGUCGUCAACAGCUGAGCGCCGAAUUGGGUCUGAAUGAGGCGCAAAUCAAGAUUUGGUUCCAGAAUAAACGCGCUAAAAUCAAGAAAUCUUCAGGCUCGAAAAAUCCACUCGCGCUGCAGCUAAUGGCACAAGGUCUCUACAAUCACACCACAGUGCCGUUGACGAAAGAAGAGGAGGAGCUUGAGAUGCGCAUGAACGGACAGAUACCGUAAGCAUCACUCUAAAGAGAGGAGCAGUGAGCUGAAGUUGUAGUUCAUAGUUGAUAUGCGUAUGCUCUGAGCUUCAGGUAUUUCAAACGUGACGACGCGUGCAAUAAUUAGAGUAGGGAGGGGCGAGUAACAGUUGCAAAAGCGAUGUAAAGUAUGAAAAUUAUAAAAAAAAGAUUAUAAUAAAAGUUUGUUAUGUGAUAUAAAUAUACAUGCACGUAUGUAUGUAUAUGAGAAAAGCAAACAUGAUUUGAGAAACAUAAAUUUAAAAAAUUAUUUAAAAAAAUGUUAAAAAUAAAAAAAAUUACAAAUCAAUAAAAAAAUUAACUAUUGUAAAUACUAGUUAUAGUUUCUUCUUUAUACUCAAAAUUCUACUCUUCGUACAUUUAGUAUCCUAAAAUAUCGCUUACGCGACACUCCCCGCUCACAAAAUCGCAGCACUGGCUGUUUUUUCAUUUCUUGUAAUAAAUUGUAAAUUAUUAUAUUUAUUAAAAUUAGUUAAGUAAAUUACAUAUUUAGUUGUAAAAUUAUGCGUUUUAUUCAUUUACAUUGUAAAUCCAGCAUCCCCUGCCCCGCAUAACCACACACGCACACACACCCACUUUUACCUGCAAUUGUAUUAUAGCAACAUUUUAUUUUUGUCUGCUACAUAGCUUUUAAGUAAAUUAAAUUUAUUUGUUUUUAUUUUGCUGUUUUUGUAGUGGUACUUUUAGCUUAACUUUUAGGACGCUACACAUAUAUAUACAUAAGUUGAAAUUAAUCUAAGCAGCGCA